AUGUUCUACACGAUGUACCUGUCCAGCGUGUGCCAACGCCGCCAAUGGCCCGACCCUCUCUACGAGCCCUACCGCAACCGCAACGGUCACUACUGCAAAGUCCGCGUCAAUAACCGCGAAUACACCACCGAAGUGCCCUACGCCUCCGAAGCCCUCGCCCGCGACGGCGCCGCCCAAAAAGCCUACAUGAUCUGCCGCAACUUCUCCGUCAACGAUGGCAUGUUCCCCGGUCAACGACCCGGCCAAAGAACGUCUGGUGGUGCAAUCCAGGGCUUGCCCGUUGCCAUUGGCACGGGGAGAAGGAGCAAUCGCAGCUCUGGGGCGAGCUAUGAUACUGGCAGCACGGAUGGCACGAGCAGUGGGGGGAAUAGCCCGCGGAGUAUGGAGAGUGGAUUCGAGCAGCAAAUGCAGCAGGUCACGGCACAAGUCCCCAAGCCUGCGAUGAGAAGACCGACCAAGGACGAGGCGUACAUAUGUUUAUGUCGUCGGGCACCCGUGCGGGCUUAUGGACGUUGUGCGUGGUGUUUGAGGGAGAGUGGUUGGCAAUGA
Messenger RNA from Zasmidium cellare ATCC 36951, 549 nucleotides. RefSeq lists its product as uncharacterized. Bases 1 to 549 code for a protein of 182 amino acids. The transcript has 2 exons. Lineage: Eukaryota; Fungi; Ascomycota; Dothideomycetes; Mycosphaerellales; Mycosphaerellaceae. The record is from RefSeq and is a predicted model, not a curated record.